AUGAGUGACGACAUACAUCCCGACGAACAAUCGAAUUAUGAGACGUUUCGCGAAUGCCUUAGCGACCCCGUCCUUCGAAUUCUAGCAAGGCCAAUUGAGGGCACUAAGAGCAGAAAGAGGAGAAAAGGGAGACUGAGUUCUGUCAGAAAUCACUCGAAAGAUAAAACUUCAAUUGAGCCGGUCUCAACAGUCCAGAGUACCGACCUGAAUGAUGGAAGCGAUGCUGAGGAUCUAGGGGAAUUCAUAGAUUAUCUAUCAAGUCUCAUAUUCCCAUCUUUGCCAGAGACUCUCCGGACAUUAUCAUACGCCAAAUGGAAAGACUCAGCACGACUACAAGACGAAUACUCCACACCUGUCACCGCAUCAACAACGACAAACCUCCUCUCCACCAUCUCCCCAAUCGCAAUCGAGAACCUCUCUUCCUACAGCCUCCUCCCACCAGAACCCGACGCCACAGACCUGCACAACUUCUUCCACUCCAUCCUCGACGCCUACAUCACCUCCACGACGUCCCCGCCGCCGAUCUGGACCACGACCCGCACCACCGAGUGCGAGCUCUGCCACCGCGACUGGAUCCCCCUGACGUAUCACCACCUGAUCCCGCGGUCCACGCACGAUCGGGUUCGGAAGCGCGGCUGGCACGCCGAGGAGAUGCUGAACAGCGUCGCUUGGUUAUGCCGUGCGUGCCACAGCUUCGUGCACCGGGCUGCGAGCAACGAGGAGCUAGCGAGGGAGUUCUGGAGCGUCGAAUUGUUGGAGGAGAGGGAGGACGUGAGGGCUUGGGUUAAGUGGGUGGGGAGGGUGCGGUGGAGGAAGAGGUAG
Aaosphaeria arxii CBS 175.79 is the source of this 822-nucleotide messenger RNA. RefSeq lists its product as uncharacterized. The record is from RefSeq and is a predicted model, not a curated record. The transcript has 2 exons. NCBI's taxonomy places the organism in Eukaryota, Fungi, Ascomycota, Dothideomycetes, Pleosporales. The coding region runs from base 1 to 822 and encodes 273 amino acids.